AUGACCAGAACCGUUUUCUACAUCCAGAACGAUACCUCGUUCAAGAUCUCCUACAAAGGCUCUUCUGGUUCCGACUGGAAGGAUCUGCCAAGCGAGAACUGGACCAUCGAACCUGGUAGCAAUUCUGGCAACCAUACGUUCUCCAUGGGUGACCCAGGCGUCUUUGAGAGCGAUCAUUGGGGCUGGCUUUACUUCACUUUUGUGGGCGACAAGGAGAUCCCCUUCUUUGUUUACGGGCUAGUCAAGUCCGAGAAAGACUUUGGUGACUACGGCGCGGGUUUGUCUGUCAAUGGAGACCCAAAGCCCAGAAGUCAAUCCUUCCCCCGAGGCAAGAUCGGCAGUAGCUACUCCAGCGACAACAUGAUCAGCAUCACCUUGAGAGACAGCGACCUCGUAGGUGAAGAUAUGUCAGUCACCACUUGGCUCACAGACCUGACACGUAUCAAACCGGACGUACUGAACUGGAAUCUAGCUAAACUCCAUUAUCCCGGCUCGCACGAUGCCGGCAGUUUUGGCACCCCGAAACAUCCUGCCAUCCUGGGCAUCACUCAAGAAAAUUGGCAAUGUCAUGAUGAGAACUUCUAUGGACAACUCAAGAAGGGCAUCCGAUACUUUGACUUGCGAUUGAGAUAUGAAGAUGACAAUAGGUUCUGGCCAAGACAUGGAAUAGCACAUCAAGUUGGAGAUGCUUUGGCAGAGAAUGACCAUGAGUUUCCCAAUGACACGCUUCUGGGCCAGAUUCUCCAGUUCAUCAAAGAACAUCCGUUUGAGUUUCUGAUUGUUCAACUUGAUUUUGACAAUGCUGAAGGCAAGCUUGACUUGUUCUGGCGCACAGUGUUCAAUGCCGUUCAAGGACGACUUCUGGCUUAUCCCGGCGACAACAACCCCGUACCUACAGUCCGACAAGCUCGAGAUGACGGCCAUCAGAUUAUCUUCUUCUGCGACAAAAACAAUCUACGACCAAGUGACUCAAACUUAGCAAGCACCUUCGACUCGCACAUCUGGCCUUCGAGCAGUAUGCUCCAAGGACCUUGGAACCAAGAGUCUUGGGGUAGUCUCGAUCCCAACAAAGUCGUGCACGACAUCAACAGUUUCAUGAACAAGACUCCAGAGACCACAUCUCGGACCCGAUUCUGGGGAGCUCAAUGCCAGCUCACUCCGUCUUUUGGUAAUGAGGGCUUCUCGAAGAAUCCAAGUUUCAGUCCGAGGGUUCUUGCCGGUAUCAUGAACCCUUUCACGGCUAAUAAUUUGACGUCGAAUGUGACGUGGAAGCGACGCACGAGUAUCAUAUCUGGCGACUUCUUCACUGAAGAUCUUGUUCUCAAGAUUGUUUCCAUGAAUCUCUGA
Messenger RNA from Aureobasidium melanogenum CBS 110374, 1347 nucleotides. Its product is annotated as PLC-like phosphodiesterase. The record is from RefSeq and is a predicted model, not a curated record. Gene Ontology annotation, molecular function: phosphoric diester hydrolase activity. Gene Ontology annotation, biological process: lipid metabolic process. The coding region runs from base 1 to 1347 and encodes 448 amino acids. The transcript has 3 exons. NCBI's taxonomy places the organism in Eukaryota, Fungi, Ascomycota, Dothideomycetes, Dothideales, Saccotheciaceae.